Messenger RNA from Micromonas commoda, 1770 nucleotides. RefSeq lists its product with no specific name. The coding region runs from base 1 to 1770 and encodes 589 amino acids. Lineage: Eukaryota; Viridiplantae; Chlorophyta; Mamiellophyceae; Mamiellales; Mamiellaceae. Gene Ontology annotation, molecular function: calcium ion binding. The transcript has a single exon. The record is from RefSeq and is a predicted model, not a curated record.
AUGGGCGUGAUGGACACGCUCACGCGGAGCACCGCGGAUACCGUCGCCAAGACGGACUCCAAGAAGUGGGCCAUGGACCGAUCCGAGGCCCUUCGCGUUGUGUUCCACGCCCUCGACGGCGACGACAGCGGCAGCAUCGAGAUCGAGGAGGUGCUCCACCUCGCGACGGGCAUGUGCCAGACCAUGAGCGAGGACGACGCGCGCGCGUGGUUCCAGGAGAUGGACAAGGACGGCGACGCCACCGUGGACGAAGCGGAAUACCUCGAAGCCAUGCUCAAGCUCACGGACGACCUCUCCCCGCAACAGUUCGAACACCGCGUCAAGGACCUCCUGGCGCGGACGAACAAAGAGGUGACGGACCCGAGGUGGUACUACCACUGCGAAAACAACAGGGAGUACCUGGAAGCCGAGGUGGUGCCGCUUCUGGAGAGCGGGCUGAACGAGAUGAUGCGCGCGAUCGAAGCCGAGCGGCUGAGGGUGGCGUCGGGGAAGGACUGGGACGAGGACGGUCACGUCCCGCCCGACUGGCGGCCCAUGCGCCCCCUCCAGUUUCUCGGCGAGUACCUUCGCGAAAACUCGAGGACGAUGGUUCGAAAGCGCGAGGAGGAGGCGAGGCUCGCCGCGGAGGCGGCCGCCAAGGCCGAGUACCUGAACCGCACGUUCGACGAGAUGGAUCGCGAGCAGAAGCUGCGGUACUCCUUCGACAAGAUCGACGGCGACGGCAACGGCGCGCUCGACUUUGACGAGCUCGUGUUUGUGUGCCGGAAGAUCAACCCCGGGAAGGGAGUCGAGGAGGCGCGGAUGCAGCUGUCGUGGAUGGACAAGGACGGGGACGGGCAGGUGGACCAGGACGAGUACGUCAACGCGAUUCUGGAGAUUAUGCAGGACGUCGACGAGGAAACGUUCGUGAAUGGCGUGAAGCGCGUCUUGACCGCCGUACAGUUCGCAAAGGCUGACAGGAUCGAAAAGUUGAAGAUGGUCUUCGAGCGCGUGGACGAGGACGACUCUGGCGAGCUCGACCGCGACGAGCUCACCAAGCUCGCCGUCGCGCUGGUCCCCGGCGGUGACGAGGUCAAGGUGCGCAAGACGAUGAAGUGGCUCGACGCCAACGGCGACGCGGCGGUGUCGUUCGAGGAGUUCAAGGGUCCGAUGAUUGAAGCCACGGAAGGUCUCGACGACGAUCAGUUUGACGCCGCGGUGCACAAACUCUUGGCCGCCGAGGGCGAAGCCGUCGAGCCCGAUCCCGCGGACGAUCUACCCCCCAAGUUCGGCGCGUACGUCACGCAGUUCCCCAGCCACGCCAAGUGCAAGUGGAUCGGCGUCAAGCGCGUCGACUCGAUGACGAGAGACGAGAAGAAGAUUUGCGUCGUGGACUGCCGCUCGCCGGAUGAGCGGGCGGUGUCCAUCAUCAAGGAUUCCGUGCCCCUCGGGGACGUCAAGUUCGUGUCGUUCGAGGACAACAACGUGGAGGCAGUCGCAGGCGGGGCGGACGUGUCCGCGGCGUGCGAGGGUGCCGACGUGGUGGUUUGCGUGAGCGCCGUCGGAGCCGAGGGCGGCAUCGCGGCUCCGAUCCUGGCGGAGAAGUUGGAGGGUAAGGUUGAGGUGCGAAACCUGGUCGGGGGGAUCGUGGCGUGGUACAACGCGGGCGGCGAGGUGGUGGACGGCGAAGGUAACCCGGUGGAGGCUGUGCACCCGGGGCAACGGCGGUGCAUCGGGUUUGUCACCCGGGCCAGGAAGAACGCUUUCAAGUUCCCCAAGGAGGAGAAGUAA